Molecule: messenger RNA, 2544 nt
Organism: Epinephelus fuscoguttatus (brown-marbled grouper)
Lineage: Eukaryota; Metazoa; Chordata; Actinopteri; Perciformes; Serranidae
Gene: gpr39
Product: G protein-coupled receptor 39
Exons: 3
Coding region: 413-1582 (389 amino acids)
Biological process (GO): G protein-coupled receptor signaling pathway
Cellular component (GO): membrane
Molecular function (GO): G protein-coupled receptor activity
Source: RefSeq, a predicted model, not a curated record
CUCUUUGCUGAGACUGAGGUGAAACCACUCGACUAUGGACAAGAAACAGAGAGGACUCUUGGGAAUCCCAAAGGAUCAUCGGGAGGAGGAGAUGGACCAGGCUUAAUGCCACACACUGGACUUGUGGUGAUAAGACACUGAAUGUUUAGAACACAGUUGGAAGUACUAAAGAGUCCUCAUAAUUUCUACUGAGGAGUGUCACCUACCGUGAUUUGGAGUUUACCACCCACUGGGAUACCCUCCUUGAGGAAUCAGACAUAAUUCCAGACAAAGAAAAGUCUCGAGUUGUGAUCUUGGAAAUCAUCUCACUUGAGGCUCUUGGCUCUAAUCACAGAGACUGUGCUCAGCAGAAUUGAUAAGGUAAAGGAAAAAAAUCAAUACCUGGAAAAUCAGAGCUCACCAUUCCGUAACCAUGAGUGAGGAAAUGGAGAUAGCAGACAAGAAGGACUGGAGGGAGCUUGAACCCAACUAUUCUCUCAAAAUCUUCCUGACAUUCUUUUACAGCCUCAUUCUGGUGACAGGUAUCAUGGGUAAUUCAAUCACUAUCAGAGUGACACAAGUGCUGAAGCGUAAUGGCUACCUGCAGAAGAACGUCACCGACCAUAUGGUUAGCCUGGCAUGCUCAGACUUGUUGGUGCUCCUCAUCGGCAUGCCAGUGGAGCUCUACAGUGCCAUCUGGUUCCCAUUUUCAUCUGCAGAAGGGAACGCUGCCUGUAAGAUAUACAACUUCCUGUUUGAGGCUUGCAGCUACGCCACCAUCCUCAAUGUAGCCACUCUUAGCUUUGAGCGCUACGUGGCUAUCUGCCACCCGUUCCGCUUCAAAGCCUUGGGUGGGAAACGUACCUCUGCCCUCAUCACCUUUGCUUGGCUGGUGUCCGUGCUCGUGGCUCUGCCGUUGCUAUUUGCUACGGGAACGCAGGGACACAUUCCCUAUCUGGCAGAUACACCUGUUCAGAAUCUGACUUUCUGUACAAAUCUGAGGGAGCGCUGGGUGAUGUACAGGGUUAGCAUCUUUGUGGCUUUCAUCGUCUAUAUGAUCGUGUUGAUCUGUGUGGCCUUCAUGUGCCGGGCCAUGGUCCUCGUCCUUCGGAAACCUUUAGGAUCUGUGGAUAGUGGCAUCGGUGGAACUCAAAGAGUGCACAAGCACGAAGGUUCAAAGGUUAAGACAGCCAGGAAGCAGACCAUCAUUUUUCUUGGGGCGGGUCCCUGGUGCAGGCAGCAGCUGCAGAAUGCACACCUAGAGCUCAUCACCUCAUCACCACUCAGCUCUAAUACUCCAGCUCUCCGGUCAUUCUCCGCCAGAUCGUUACAGUUCACCAUGCGGAAUCAUCCAGUUCUUGCUCAGCCGCUGCCUCCCCGGACCCGCUCCAGCCCCGGCUCCCCUCACUGCUACCCUCCACCUGCCAUCACCAUUCCCCCGACGCCUCUGCUCCUCUGCCUUCCCCGGGCCCCUCCACUGCCUCGCCACCUGGAUCCCCCUCCUCACUUCCAACCUACCUUUCCCCCACCAAAUAAACCUGUGUUCAUUGCUCUGGGUCUGUGUCCUGGUCCUCUAUACCCCCCCGAGUUAUCACACAGGUGAAAUGUCAGAAAGGUAUGAAGGUAUGAAAAAACGCAUAUGGGCUACUUUUUUGAAUUUGCCAUAAUAUAUCAUAAUGGCAAAUGCCGGUUCAGUCAGUGUGCAUAAAAUCAAACCUGUUUAAGGCUUGUACACUGGACCGGACUGACAAAACAGUAAAACAACCCAAACUCUGAAGAGCACAGAUUCCUCAACACCUACUUAGCGAUAAGUUGCAACAGUUUCAGACUGUGAAAUCAAGCUUCAUUUUCCUUAACCUCAUUUCUCUAAUUAACCAUUGUAAGACAAGACUUCUGUUUACCAGCUUCCAUCAGCGCUGCCUGUAAAACCUGCUGCUUUGUGAAAAAGUACACUGUUGUGAUUGUGUUGAUUUUCAGAGCAAUCCGCUAAUCAUUACACUUAACUAUUCGUCUUGUCAUCACUGCUCCACUUGGUAUGCUGCCUCUGUGGAUACUGUGACAAUUUUACAUUUUCACUGUGAAGAUAAACAGUAGGAGAGAAUAAGGCACACUGCAGUGACAGUAACUGUGACAUAUUCAUCUGUAUGACAUUAAACAUUUACUUUGAGGCACUUUUCGGGAGCCGGCAGUUGGUUCUGUAUGGUAUCAUGAAGAUGUCAGUUAGCAUUGCUCUUGAUGCUUAAGGAGGUAGAGUGCUCUCUUAUUCCUUGUCAAGUGUGUGUUCUUAAUAUUCUUUCCUGUUACAAUAAAAGUCAGGGAUAGUAGCCUGUAAUUGUAUGAUGUUGCAGCUGUAUCUGAGUAUGAUCCAUGAAAACUGCCAAAACUGGAGUUACACAUUGUUUGGACAACAGAGCAGUGGUAUCAUUAGUAUUCAUCAACCUGUCCAUGCAACUGAUAUUAAAAGCUGCACUUAUCCAUGUUUUUCAUAUGAAUCAAGUGGCUCUGUUGUCUAAUGUGUAAGGUGUUGCUACUACUGUUGAACCCACAGAGAAUUAACCUCAAACU